UUCAGAUAAGUCACCCAUUUGGGGGCAAACAAUAAUAUCAUCUCUUGGUAUUUUAGGUAUUUUCCACUCAGAUUACUCAGAUGGUUUUUGACUAUUUGACUUAUUCUCUGGUUACUCUUGGGUUUGCAUCCAUCAGUGAGAGAAUGCAAGGCUCACUGGGAAAUGGAUUUACAGGGGUGGUUCCCAGUGUGUAUUUUGGGGUGCAUUAACGAAUGAUAUCCAAGCCCCACCCAAGAACAACUCAGACCGAUUAGGGUAGACUCUCUGGGGCUGAGAACUGGGCAGAACGAUAACUUGUUUUGUUUUGUAAGUUCCUCAAAUGAUUUAAGAUGCAGUUAGGAUUGAAAUCCACAGAAUGACGGUUCCCAUGGUUGGGCUGAUUCCGUUAUUUCGUUUCUGUUCACUAAGAACAGAUGCCUUCAUGCAGUACUUCUCAAAUUUUAACGUAUUUACAAAUCACCCAGGAAUACUGUUAGGGAGCAGAUUCUGACUCAGGAUGUCUAGGGUGGGGUUUGAGAUUCUGGUUCAAAGACGCUAACAGGGGGAAACCAAGUUGCGAGAGACCUAAGAUCAACUAUUGCAAAGUCGUGCGUGGCGAAGUAGGCAUGUGCCUCAGCGGUCAGAACAGAGAGGGUAACAUGCUUCCUGCAGAGUCUGGAAAGGCUUCUCAGAGAAGGCGGCCCUAGGACAUAAUGACUGAAUUUGUGCUUGUGAAUAUCAGGACAUGGGUUAGAGGCUGGUAUUGCCUAAUGAUUUUGCUGAAGUUGUGUUACAUGGACCAUGCUCCAUGAGGAGCAGACUGAAAACUCAGGGGUUUCCUGGGGCAGUGAAAUAAAUGACCCAUACCGCAUGCAGACAUAAAAGCAUUUGUGUGUGUGCUGACCAAAAUGAGGCUCAAAUGGCUGGCAGUUCUCUGAUAGAAAUGAGUACUUCUGCUCAGAUGAGAAGCACCUGAGCCCUACUCUCACUAUGAUCCUGCGGUGUCUACACAUGUCAACGGUGUCUGGUAGAUUGCUUUCACGCGGUGAAUUGUUGGAUUGGGGUCGCCAGUACCAUACGAUGUCCCCGGGUAACAGGCAGGAAGGCCGGGAUCUAAUUUCCCUACAUGCAAAUUUCACCCCUGACCGAGCUGCACUAACAGCGGACCAUGAGGCUAGAGUCUCCGUGCUUGCAGCCUGACAACCCAUCCCGAUGUCCCCAUCCUGCAAACGGGAGAAUGUCAGACAGUAGAAGACUCUAAGGUAUCAUGUGAAGGCAUAGGGUCACUUCAGUUAAUCCUCAAACUAAGAACUGUGUGAUGAAAACCCGCCAGAUAUCCAACACGCCACAUUCAAAGCCCUCACAUACAAGACGGGCACCAUGUUAAAUUGUGAAUGUAAGAAGGGCUUCCGCAGAAUAAGCAACGGGUCAGCCUUCAUGCUGUGUGCAGGAAACUCGAGCCACUCCUCCUGGGAAAACAAAUGCCGGUGCAUAAGUACCUCCCCAAGGGCCACAGAUGGACAAAUUAUCCCUAAACCUGAAGAACAGAAGGGAAAAAGCCCCAUGGGAAUGCAGAGCCAAAUGCAGCCCACGGACCAAGUUAACCUUCCAGGUCACUGCAGGGAGCCUCCGCCCUGGGAACACGAAGAUUCGAGGAGAAUUUACCAUUUUGUGGUGGGGCAGACAGUUCACUACCAGUGCAUGCAGGGAUUCAGGGCCCUGCAGAGGGGUCCUGCCAAGAGUGUCUGCAAAACGACCUGUGGGAAGGCAACGUGGACACAGCCCCCACUCCAGUGCAUAAGCGAAAGGAGUGAUGGCUGGUUUCCAGAUGACGAAGAGCCUCAAGCCAGCACUGAUGCUGCUCCUGGGAGUGACACUUCCUGUCCCUCAAUAACGGCAAGUACUACAGAUUUCCAGAGACAUACGGAAGUGGCUAUGACCACGGAGUCAUUCGUAUUCACAACCGAGUAUCAGAUAGCAGUGGCUGGCUGCGUCCUCCUGCUGAUCAGUAUCGUCCUUCUGAGCGGGCUCACCUGGCAGCGGAGAUGGAGGAAGAGUAGAAGAACAAUCUAGAAAACCAGGAGUGCUAAGAAGCCAAGAACACCUCACAGAAAUCGCGGAGCACAGCAAAAUCAAAGAAGUUGAACACUCACCCAAGACGCAUCUCCUGUGAGAUCUCCUGGGCUUUGGAAAACUCGGAAGCCACAUGCCAGAGCCCCAGGCGCCUGCAACCUCAUUACAAAGCCAGCUCUCUAGUGCCAAUGAGUGAACUCGACCUGCUUCUGGGCAGCAAUUCUAAGGUCAUUGGAGGAACAGGGAGGGACAACCAGAACUCUAGGUCUUAUUUUCAUGUCUACAUGUUCAUUGAAACUUGAGCACCAGGGGACUCUCUCCAUACCAUAUACAGGUUAAAGAAAAGUAGCUUCAUGUUCAUUUCAUCCAUACUUCCCAGUUUAGAAAUCCCAAGGAAAACCCUAGCAUAGAAUAUAAAUAGACACACACACACACACACACACACACAC
This is a messenger RNA of Leopardus geoffroyi (Geoffroy's cat), 2501 nucleotides long. It is a transcript of the gene IL2RA, whose product is annotated as interleukin 2 receptor subunit alpha. NCBI's taxonomy places the organism in Eukaryota, Metazoa, Chordata, Mammalia, Carnivora, Felidae. Gene Ontology annotation, biological process: inflammatory response. Gene Ontology annotation, molecular function: interleukin-2 binding; interleukin-2 receptor activity. The coding region runs from base 1360 to 2052 and encodes 230 amino acids. The record is from RefSeq and is a predicted model, not a curated record. The transcript has 9 exons.